Messenger RNA from Strongyloides ratti, 1116 nucleotides. RefSeq names its product Ferrochelatase, mitochondrial. Gene Ontology annotation, molecular function: protoporphyrin ferrochelatase activity. The coding region runs from base 1 to 1116 and encodes 371 amino acids. Lineage: Eukaryota; Metazoa; Nematoda; Chromadorea; Rhabditida; Strongyloididae. The record is from RefSeq and is a predicted model, not a curated record. The transcript has 2 exons. Gene Ontology annotation, biological process: heme biosynthetic process.
AUGUCGCCAAUUAAUAAUUUUGAUGACAAAACUUAUUUAAAAUACUUAAAAUCACUUGUUUCUAAUCACAUCAAAUUUCCUAUAAAUAGUACUCAUAGAAAAUCCAAAACUGGUAUACUUAUUAUAAAUACAGGCACACCAAAAUCUUAUGGUUAUUGGGAUUUGAGAAGUUAUCUUAAAGAAUUUUUGUCUGAUCAAAGAGUUAUUGAAGUUAAUAAAUUUAUAUGGUAUCCAAUUCUUUAUCUUUUUAUCCUUACAAUACGUCCUUUUAAAAAGAAAAAAUGUUAUAAAAGUAUUUGGAAUAUGGAAAAAAAUGAAUCACCAUUAUUAACAAUGUCUAAAAGUCAAAGAGAUAAAAUUUUUAAAAAAUUAUCUAAUGAUGUUACAAUUUCUUUUACUAUUGAUUGGGCUUUUAGAUAUGGACCGCAUAAUAUUGAAGAAAGAAUUAAUACUCUUGUAAAUGAAGGUUGUGAUAAAUUAAUCAUUUUACCUCUUUUUCCACAAUACAGUCAAGCUACUGUUGGUGGUGCUUGCGAUGAGGUAUAUAGAACAAUGUUAAAAUUAAGAUAUCAACCACCAUUACGUAUAAUUCCACCAUACUAUGAAACUCAAAAAUAUAUUGAAGCUAUUGGUGAUUCAAUAUUACAUAAACUAACUAAAAAUAAUAUUCCAUUAGAAGUAUUACUUUUUUCAUAUCAUGGAAUACCACUAAAAUAUAGUCAAAAAGGUGAUCCAUAUGGAUUACAUUGUCAUAAAACAACAGAAUUUGUUUUGGAAUACAUUAAUAAUAUUGUUGAAAAAGAACCAUCAAAAUAUAAUCAUAUUCCAUAUACUAUGACAACAUACUCAAGUAGAUUUGGUCCAAUGGAAUGGCUUAAACCAUACACAGAUGAUACUGUUAAAAAUCUUGGAGAAAAAGGAUGUAAAUCUUUGGGUAUUAUAUCACCAUCUUUUCAUACUGAUUGCCUUGAAACGUGGGAAGAAUUAAGAGAUGACUUGGGACAACUUUUCAUUGAUUUAAGUAAUGGUGGAAAUUUUGUCUUUAUAGAUUCAUUAAAUGACACUGAAAAUUCUAUUGAUCUUAUGUGUCAAUUAAUUAAUGAUAAUAUCUUCUAA